AUGACGCACAGCCCAACCGUAAAACAUUUUUUACCGCUUCCUAUUCCGCAGGAGAUCCGAAAUGAGGUGGCUACUUAUCUCGAUCCUUUCUCUCUUGCAAACGCUAUUCGAAGUGGAAGAUUGCCUUAUGAUUUAACUUCACGUGCCCUGUUUGGGGGCAUUUGGACUUUGUUAUUAUCUAUGAAAGGUGUAGAAGAGCUUAAGAAUGGACUUACAGAAUGGGGAAAUGCUAUUCUAAUUGGCAGUGACCUAGACCGCGUGUAUAAUCUUUGUCUCAAUAGCGAUAACCAUCCGCCUUGUACUCCGACGCACAUUAUUCUAACAUGGUUGGAUGCCGAAGCGAGUAUAAGCAUAAGAGAGGGAAGGUUCAAGAUGCCAGAAUACAAUGUCAUCUUAUGGAUCAAGAAGCCGGAUAUGCUAUUCGACGCUAAUGGAAUUACCGUUGACAGUUUUAAUAACUUUAUUGAUAACAAUCGCCAAACGAAGGUAUUAUAUUUUAAAGACAAUAAAUACACAAUUCGCCUUGCUGAUAUGCGGCCUAGAGAGCGGAAUCACACACGGCCUGUUCAAUUCCAACUUUGGUUUAAUUUAGAAAUCCCUUACUCUACAUUAUGCCUUCAAUCUUGGCAGAGGCCAAGGUGUAUACCAUCAUUACCAGUGAAAUAG
Trichoderma asperellum CBS 433.97 is the source of this 666-nucleotide messenger RNA. NCBI's taxonomy places the organism in Eukaryota, Fungi, Ascomycota, Sordariomycetes, Hypocreales, Hypocreaceae. The record is from RefSeq and is a predicted model, not a curated record.